Trachemys scripta elegans is the source of this 1584-nucleotide messenger RNA. RefSeq names its product transmembrane protein 116 (gene TMEM116). Gene Ontology annotation, cellular component: plasma membrane. Gene Ontology annotation, molecular function: G protein-coupled receptor activity. Gene Ontology annotation, biological process: adenylate cyclase-activating G protein-coupled receptor signaling pathway. The transcript has 11 exons. The record is from RefSeq and is a predicted model, not a curated record. Bases 1 to 1161 code for a protein of 386 amino acids. Lineage: Eukaryota; Metazoa; Chordata; Testudines; Emydidae.
AUGGCCCUCGCAGCGCAGGCGGCCGGGCUCAAUGUCACCCGGCUGGACGGGGACUGGCAGGUGAAUCGCAGAGUACGUUUACAGCUGCACUUACCACCUGCAUUUUUUAAUCCCCCCCAGGUUUACUCUGCUAUAAAAUGGAUACAGUUUGUCAUGGCCACUUUCAGUGUUAUAGGUUCCAGCUCCAUUAUUGCCUAUGCUGUCUUUCAAAAUGUAGUGAGAUCCCCCGAGGUGCGCCCUCUGUUCUACCUGAGCUUCUCUGACCUGUUUCUGGGGAUGUGCUGGCUCAUUGGGGCUCUUCUCUCUACCACACCAACCACAAAUCAAGAUGUUGUCUGCUAUAAUCUUCAAACAACUGGUCAGAUCUUUUAUGUAGCCUCUUUUCUGUACACUGUCAACUAUACCUGGCAUCUGUACGUGGAUUUAAAGGUGAAAUACAAUCAGAACCUGUACAGCAUGUCCCCUCUGGUUUUAGAUCAUGCAAAUCGCAUUGGCCGAAUAGCAACAAUUUUGUCCAGCGUCAUCCCUUUCUUAUUAAUGGUUCCUGUGUUUUGUUUGGGCAACAGCAAUGAUUGCUACCAGAACUUCAGCCAGAACAACGGGUGUCUCCUGAUGCACACAGAAACGGCCAUGCUCACUGGCCAACUGCAAACCCAUGGUGUCUCUGUUUGUUCUGUGAUAUAUUUCUAUGGCGUUGGAGUCUUCCUGGUCUCCUUCCUGAUCAGCUUCAUAGCCAUUAUGGUUCUUCUCAUCCAAGCCCGAGCUUUGUACAAAAGGUUCAUAAACUCAACAGGAUUCCUGGGUGAUCAACAGUGGGCAAUGAUAAAAAUAGUGGAACAACAAGUGGUUUUCUACCCUAUCGCUUUCUUCUGUUGUUGGGGCCCAGCCGUCCUCCUUGGAAUAGUGAAGUUGACUGUUUCAGUGAACAGCAGAAUCUGCAUGGCUCUUUAUAUCCUACAGGCUCUAACAGCAGCUUCCCAGGGGCUCCUAAACUGCAUCGUUUAUGGGUGGACCCAGCACAUGUUCCGCUGCAUGAAACGCAAUGCUUGCCGUGACAUUGACACGCAGACGCCUCUCUUACGUUCCCAGAAGAAGUACUAUGCCAGCACGUUCCCCACCAGCACCCAGGCAGCAGCUGUAGCCACAUCCACGGUGUUGUGAGAAUUCUCUGCCCAGAAGGAAUGGGCAGCAUGUUGCCUUGCAACCCUGGCCCGGUCCCGUCUGUGAGACGUCAGCCAGAGCUAUUCUGCUGAUUUUCUUGUUCGGAACUGUUUUGUCAGUAACACCUGCAGAGUUAGGCUGGGAAAGCCUGAGUACAUCUAGCUGGAGAUCAGCUGUUUCACGGAAGAUCAUUAUUUAUUUUAUAGUUUUUUAUGACUUUGUAAUGGAUUAUUUUACCUUUGUAAGCCAUUUAGUGCAGUCUUUUUCUUAUGGAAACAUCUCCAGGAUUUGCUGGGAAUUGUACAUCAGAGAUCCUUUACAGCUCCUUAAAGACCUUUCCCAUAAGGGUAGAUGACCAGGGGAUAUUUGUCUUUCCUCAGUGAUGAUCAGAUAUUUGUAAUUACAAUUGAACAAUAAAGCCAA